AUGAAUAAUGACACCGUCUACACAGCAAGCGAAGAGACUUGGGCAGUGCCCACAGAUGAAAUUAACAUCAGCGGUUACAAGGCGGUUGCACGUGUUGACUGCACGGGAUCGGCAAGAAGAGCCUGUGGAGCACGCUGCUUGGCAUCGCAGCGCCUGCUGGGUGAUAACCGCAACCCAUCCUCCAUAAGAACUGGAGAAAAUGAGGACCGGGUAGAUGUAACUGUUUUAAAACUACGCAAUUUGCUCAUUGCAGGAGCAUACGCAAAUCCUGCGAAGUGCCAGCUGUGA
Molecule: messenger RNA, 288 nt
Organism: Gongylonema pulchrum
Lineage: Eukaryota; Metazoa; Nematoda; Chromadorea; Rhabditida; Gongylonematidae
Source: the annotation of a GenBank genome assembly